AUGACAAAUUUCCUACGAGUACUAUUCGCGAUAAGUAUUGCUUGUUUUUCAACGUAUGCUGCAGUAGCAAAGUCUUCUGAUCAACUACCUCAGUCAAUUACUGAACUCAAGCAUUAUUAUGAUGUUAUCAAUAAUUUGGAAAAACGUGGUAUUAUCAAUGUCGAUCUUGCCGAUCAAGAAAAGCGACUAUAUAUUAGACAUGCAUCAGAUCUUGUUGGUCGAAAAGAGCUGCUAACUUUAGAAGAAUUCCUUACAUGGAAACAACGGCAAUUAAUCGUUUCAUUUUCAAAUGUUGUUGCUAUUCUUGCCGGAGUUAUCGUCAUGCUUGCAGCAGCUACAUUCAUCGGUAUAUUUCUUGGACCAUUCUUAACUCAAGUACCACUGGUCGUCUGGGAGAUCUUAGGUUAUGUCGUAUCGAUUGGUCUGAUGCUAUGCGUCAGUCAUUCAUGGUUGAUUUUCUUGGGUUGUCUAGCAUUUGUAGGAGUAUUAUCAUAUUCAGUAACUAAACAUGUUUCUGAUCAAUACAAUCUUGGAUUGGUACUCUCCUGGACAUGUUUCAUUGUUUGGACAUUCGUCGCUGUUUAUCAACAGCAUCGAGAAGCAGGCUAUCUUGCAAUUAUGGCUUUACAAUCAGCUUUAGGUUUUUCUAUUGCUGUUGGACAUUUAGUCACAGUAAUCGGAUUUCAAAAUGAAAAGGCUGUUCCGUCUGCAACGCUCGCUUCAUUUCUGCUAAUUAUGCUCGGAAGUAUUUUACACCUUAAACAAGAUACAAGUUUUUUAAGCGUACCGUUCAGUCGACCAAUGCUAUUUUUGGGUACAUUCGUUUACUUCAUCGGAAUGCUGAUAAUGUCGUCGACACUAUUCAAAUCAUGGCGACAACAGAAACAUAUAUUUUGGUUAUUACAAAUUGUCAUGUUUCUCAGUGGAUUCGCUGCGAUGUUCUUCGGUCCUAUGCUAGAAAUACCAUUCGUUCAAGCUAUUGGAGGAACUAUGUUUGUAGUGUGGUUACUAGAGAAAUACGUGGAACUUGUACCAUGGAGAGGAUUUUUGCCAGUCGUUGGAAGUUUGUUCGGUUUCGGAGUGUUACUUUAUGCAUUCGCGUUCUUCCUGAAAACAUAUCCUGAAUAUUUUAUUUUUCAUAUCUAUUCGAAAGAAUAG
Messenger RNA from Adineta ricciae, 1158 nucleotides. The record is from the annotation of a GenBank genome assembly. NCBI's taxonomy places the organism in Eukaryota, Metazoa, Rotifera, Eurotatoria, Adinetida, Adinetidae.